GUCUGGUGUCGGUGACCGGCGGCAAUCCUCGUGAAGUCUCGUUCAUGGCCUCUCGACUUGCGGAGAUUCUUUCAAAAGGGCGCAGCAACUUCCGUUGUCAUAUAUAAAGCGGUGUGGUGCACUCCAUGGAUUUUUCCUCCUCCACAUUUCUGUCGAUUUCAUCUCCAGCUUCCUUACUUUGCCGAGCCAUUGUUGUGAAGCCCGUCAACUAUUCUCUACUCUCAAGAACAAAACCUAGAAACCCACUGACAGCUUCCUGUGCAGUGAACUUUAGAAACAUUGGUUCUGUUUCUUGGGUUUACGAAAAAAGGAUCUCAAAUUUAUCGCAUAUUUUGAUGAGGUCUAGCGCGUUUCUUCCAAUCCUUGCUUCUAAGAGAGAGACGGAACUGAAUUCCGGCAUCACCGAUGCACGUAUAGUCGCUGCGGCUGCCGCUACGGUAAUUCUCGCUGUGGCGAAUCGAGUCCUGUAUAAGCUUGCUCUCGUUCCCAUGAGGCAGUACCCCUUCUUUCUAGCCCAGGUCACGACCUUCGGUUAUUGUGUAAAGCAAACAGUUUUUAAACGCAGGUAUGUGGCAGUAUAUUUCUCUAUUCUUUAUGUUAGAUGCAACUUUGGAAUUGUUACCAAAGAAAUGCUGGCAGUUCCAAAAUCUCGAUUUAUGGCUAUUGGUCUUCUAGAGGCCCUUGGAGUUGCUUGUGGGAUGUCUGCUGGAGCUAUGCUUCCGGGACCUGCAAUACCUAUAUUAUCUCAGGCUUUCCUGGUAUGGCAGCUUGUCUUAUCUGUAUUGAUAUUAAGAAGAAGGUACUCAUUAAACCAAAUUCUUGGAUGCUUGCUUGUAACAGCAGGAGUGAUCUUAGCUGUAGCAAGUGGGUCCUCUGAUGGCCAAUGGUUAUCUGGCAUUGAGUUUCUAUGGCCAGCACUAAUGGUUGUUUCUUCUGCCUUUCAAGCGGGCGCAUCCAUUCUCAAGGAAUUUGUCUUCAUUGAUGGUGCAAAGCGCCUUCAGGGUAAAACUCUUGAUAUAUUUGUAGUCAAUUCAUUUGGGUCUGGAUUCCAGGCUCUUUUUGUCUUUCUUCUUCUUCCUUUUCUGUCCAAUUUGAGAGGAAUUCCUUUCACCCAACUGCCACAGUACCUGAAAUAUGGUGCUGCAUGUUUCUUGAAUAUCGGAGGCCAUAUAGCAGAUUGCGAAGGUGCCCCAUUUCUACCACUGCUUUUCAUAUUAACCAACAUGGCUUUCAACAUUUCUUUGCUUAAUCUGGUGAAAAUGUCUUCUGCGUUACUUUCUUCACUUGCAGCUACUUUAGGAGUGCCUCUUUCAAUAUACAUUCUGUCCCUUCCAUUACCUUACAUUCCUGAAGGCACAAAUUUGAAUGCAUUUUUCGUCAUUGGAACUGCGAUUCUUGUGUCGGGUUUGACACUUUAUAAUCUUCCCAAACCAGGCAACCAGCCCCAUAGAAAUGAUUGAAAAUUCCAUCUCUCACCAAUUGCAGAAUUUCUUCAUCUGUGGCAGUGUACUGCUGGUUCAUACAUUGUUUUUUUUAAAGCAAGGUCAGAAGGCCCGAGGUCCAGGCUGAUUCAUUGCAUGUACAUGUUAAUAAUAUAAAUUUUCGUUUCUAACUGAUAUUUAUCUGUUAGCUUCAUUAUGAGAACAUCACAAGGACCAAUUCGAUUCAUUGUAUAUUUAAAUAUUGUGUUUGAUGUUGUGAACUUAAUUAUGAGCAGCACAACAUUUGCUUACCUGACAUAGAUGAUUUGGAAAA
Dendrobium catenatum is the source of this 1755-nucleotide messenger RNA. Its product is annotated as protein CLT2, chloroplastic. NCBI's taxonomy places the organism in Eukaryota, Viridiplantae, Streptophyta, Magnoliopsida, Asparagales, Orchidaceae. The transcript is spliced from 11 exons. Bases 126 to 1460 code for a protein of 444 amino acids. The record is from RefSeq and is a predicted model, not a curated record.